Molecule: messenger RNA, 2034 nt
Organism: Diuraphis noxia (Russian wheat aphid)
Lineage: Eukaryota; Metazoa; Arthropoda; Insecta; Hemiptera; Aphididae
Product: histone-lysine N-methyltransferase Suv4-20-like
Cellular component (GO): nucleus
Molecular function (GO): histone H4K20 methyltransferase activity; protein binding
Source: RefSeq, a predicted model, not a curated record
GUUAAUCAAUGCCAAAGUGUUAAAUGUGAAUUAGUAUUCGACAAAAAACUUAAAUAAGUGUUUUAAAUUAAUAAUUUAAAGGCUGAUUAUUGAAAAUCUUAAUUGGUUCAUUGCAAUCGUACUUAGAUACAUCAAUUAUGAAGCCUCAAGAACUGUGUGAUAUCGAUGACUUAGCUACAUCUCUUGUUGUCGAUGUAUUCCUCGGUUUUAAUACCCACAAAAUGAACUUAGAACAUAAAGAAAGAUAUAAAUGUAAAUCACAUUUAAAACCUGUGAUUGAUGAAUUCAUUAAAAAUCAAAGUAUGAAAAUAGCUUUUGAUUCUUUUUGGAAUCAAAAGUAUAUUCCUGAUCAUUUAUUUAAAGUAUCUUACAAAAAAUUAGUCAGAGACCAUAUUGAAAGAUACAUGGGAAUGUUUUAUUCAGAUUCUGGUUUUCGAAUUGAACCAUGUUAUAGGUAUUCUUUAGAAAAUAAAGUAGGAGCCAAAGUAAAUGCUACUAGUCAUUGGAAAAAAGAUGGAAUUAUUAAAAGAUUAGUUGGAUGUGUGGCUGAGUUAACAGAAAAAGAAGAGGAUGAAAUAUUGUAUAUAGGGAAGAAUGAUUUUUCAGUGAUGUACAGCUGUCGUAAAAAGUGUGCUCAACUUUGGCUGGGCCCAGCUGCAUAUAUUAAUCAUGAUUGCAUGGCCAAUUGUAAGUUUGUACCUAAUGACAAAGGAACAGCUUGUGUUAAAGUACUCAGAGAUAUUGAACCUGGUGACGAGAUAACAUGCUUUUAUAGUGCUAAUUUCUUUGGUGAAAAUAAUGUCAACUGUGAAUGCUGCUCGUGUGAAAAGUUGUGUAAAGGGGCUUUUAAAUCCAAUAAAGAACAACUGAAAUCAGGACGGUACAACUUUAGGCAAACUCAUGGUCGAACCAAUUAUCGGUCUCCUGAUAAAAGCAAAAAAUUAAAAGAACCAAAAACACCUAAAAAGAAAAAGAAUGUGGUUUUGGAACCUUGUACUCCAAAUAAAAAUCCUGAAGUUGAUAAGGGUGAAGCUUUGCUUGGAUCACCAUACACAAAAAUCAUCCAAAAGACAAGAGGCUUAGAUUUAGACCAGGCAUCAAAAUCUCCAGAAAAGUGAUAAGUACCUAAGCAGAAAAAAGACAUUGUUCUACUAUAUUGAACAAAAUUAUAAGCUGAAUAUAAUUUGUGUCUAGUUUUCAAUUGGAAUUUGAUUAGUUUUCGGUCUACCAUCAUUUUUUUUUUUAUAUAUAUAUAAAAUUGUGUUAACAUUAUGUUUGUUUGUCUAUCACCAAUUGUUUUCAUUAGGUAUUUAUUGAGCCGUUAUAUUUACUAAAUAGUAUGUAAUAAGCGCCCACGGGAAGUGUUGUACAUAACUCUAAAUUUUAAUUUUAAUAAUGAAAUGUAAUGAUUUGACUACGGUUUAACUAACUAUAAUCUCUAUAAGUAUUCUCUUUUAAUUAAGAUACAAAUGUUUUAAUACUAUUAAUAACUUGAACAAUUAUUGCCUAUGUCUUACAGACCUAGAUAGUUCAGUAUCAUCUUAUUCAGUGUGGUUUCAGAUUGAUAAUAAGCUUUCACAAUUUGUUAAUAUACAUAAUUAUAAGGUACUAUUAAUUUUUAAUUCCUGUUCUUCGAUAAUUGUCUUUAAUAUAGUAUAAUGUAGUUAAAAUUGUAAUAUUUAGAACAUUUAACGAUUUUAACRCUUCACAAUUUAUUUUUCUCAUUGUCUAAACUUUUACGUUUUGUAAUUUAAUUAAGCACUGAAUAUAUUUACCUAUAAUACAAAAUAUGUACAAAAUAUUUAUUAUUGUACUUCAGUGCAUAAACCAUUUUACUACCAGUGUCAUUUUAAAUUAUUAACAUUGAUAAUUAUGAAUAUAAAAUGUUUAAGUUAGCAGGUUAAACAAAAAAAUAAAAACCCACGACAUCUAAAAUGUUCUCGGUCUGGUGGUGCUGCUUAGUGCCUGCCCCUAAAUGCUAAAUUCUGCUUUUUCAUAUUAUAUUAAUUAUCAAAUUUGCCCAUUGUACAUAGU